CGUCAGCCUGCUUCCAGCAGUCAUGGCGUCUGCCAAGGAGGGGACGGGCAAGGAGAGGCGGCCGGUGCGGCCCGUGGUGCUGGCCGUGGGCGGCCUCUGCCUGGUCGGCCUGGUGUUUGCGCUGUCCAGCAGCGGCAGCAGCGGUGCGGAUGGCGCCCAGUUCAUGCAGGCGCCGCAGCAGGCUUCAGCGCGCCAGCUGCUGCAGCCGGGUGCUCUGCAGGCUCGCAGCCGCGUGCAGCCAACCCCGGAGUGGGGGCCCCGGUGGCACGGGAGCAGCAAGCGGGGCGGCAAGUACGUGGUGACCAGCGUCAUGGGGCUGGAUCCCGAGCGCCUCAACAUCUUUGUCAAGUCGCUGCGGCGCUACUCCCCCGCCACCCGCCUGGUGGUGUUUGUGGAGGAGAACACCAAGCACCAGCUGCUGGAGGACAACGACGCAGAGGUCAUCCCCUUCAAGAUGAGCGAGGACUCGGCCCUGGUGCUCUACAGGUUUGAGCUGUACAAGCAGUACCUGGGGGAGCUGCUGGUGAGGGACCCAGAGGCCGGGGUCGUCCUCACCGACUCCCGAGACGUGCUGAUCCAGUCAGACCCCUGGGCUGACCCCUUUGUGCAGCAGCUGGUGGAUGAGGACUCGAUGCUGUUCAGCCUGGAGGGCGGGCUGGCGGUGGGGGAGGUGCCCAUCCGGGCGCAGCCCCAGAACGCCCACUGGGUGGACACGUGCUUUGGGGAGGAGGUGCUGCGCAAGGUCGGGGACGGCGCCAUCUCGUGCGCCGGCAUCACCAUCGGCAGCGUGUCGGCCGUGCACGCCUACAUCGUGCAGCUGCUGCAGACGGUGAAGUACGGCAGCGACCAGGCCACCCACAACUACAUGCUCCACUACCUGGGCCCCCGCGGCCGCCUCAAGUUCCCGUACCACAUGCGCCGCAACUGGGACUCGCCCGUACACACGGCGGGCUACGGCUGGCCCAUCGUGAUUGACAAGGACGGCGUGUACCGCCGCGUGAACGGCAGCGUACCGCCCAUUGUGCACCAGUACGACCGCGCCUUUGAGGCCACCAAGGUCUAUCUGGCCAUGUACCCGCUGCGGAGCGAGGAGUAUGUGUGGCAGGGCCCCGACUGCGUGAAGAACCUGCUCCUCGACUCCGUCAAGCAGUGCCCCCCCGAGGAUGGCAAGGGCGGGGACAAGGGCAAGGCCGAGGGCGGCAAGCCCGCGGCGCAGGCGGCGCAGGCGGACAAGGAGGCGGCGGCGGCCGAGGCUGCGAUGGAGGCUGAGGCAGCGGCAGAGGAGGCGAGAUAG
Messenger RNA from Chlorella variabilis, 1294 nucleotides. RefSeq lists its product as hypothetical. The coding region runs from base 23 to 1294 and encodes 423 amino acids. The transcript has 6 exons. NCBI's taxonomy places the organism in Eukaryota, Viridiplantae, Chlorophyta, Trebouxiophyceae, Chlorellales, Chlorellaceae. The record is from RefSeq and is a predicted model, not a curated record.